Blepharisma stoltei is the source of this 2554-nucleotide messenger RNA. The record is from the annotation of a GenBank genome assembly. Lineage: Eukaryota; Ciliophora; Heterotrichea; Heterotrichida; Blepharismidae.
AUGUUUUGGUUGUUGACGCAAAAAUUGGAAUUGACAACAGUAUAUUCGCCAUCGAUUUUAGUUUAUAUAAGGAAAGACCUAAAACCUCUUGCGAUCGAUCAAAUUAAUGCCCAAAGCAUUUACUAUGAGCAAGGUCCUCAUUAUAGAAAAGAUUUACCUCCUGAUUUUCACAUAUCCCCAAUAAGCCACCCGUCUACUUCUUCAACAAAUUUGGGCAAUGGUAAUCUAAAUAGAGAUAUUGACAGUUAUUCAAGAAAACAGAAUAAUAUUCUAUCUGUUGAAAAAGAACCUAAUUCCCAUCAAAAAAUUGAAUUACAAAGCCUGAGCUUACCUAAUAGCAGCGGUUUUCAAGAUAAUAGGCAAAUAAUAUUAAGCGCAAGCGCUAUAGCUAAUUAUUUCACUGAAUUACAAGAGAAAUUAGCUGAAAAGAUAGAAAAGGAUAUCGAAAAUAAGUCCGAAAGCAUGAUAGAGUGGUUAUUAGCUCAAUGUGAAGAGAAGAUACAUUCAGCAGCCGAUAUUAUAGAAACAAAAAAUUCUAACAGCACUAUAGCUAUGGAGUAUAAGCUAGAAAAAGAUUUCCAUCGCAUUAAAGAAGUGCUUACAAAUAAAAUGAAAGAAUUAGAAAAAUUCUCCAAGGACAAUGAGCGAAAACAAAAUAAUUGCCCAAGCCCAGAAGAAUUCCUUAAAAAUGAUAGGGUAUUGGAUUAUAUAAAAUCAGUGGUAAAUGCAAAUAGCAGUGAAAUAAUUUCCAAAUUAAAUGAAUUGGAGUUCAAAUCCACCAACUCUCCUCUAGGUAGUCAGUAAAACCAUUAUAAAAAUCACUAUUUAUGAAAAUAGAGUCCCAUUCGGUUAAUUAUAAUAAUGAAUUAUUAAGCAAAUUAUAUUAAAAUUUAGAUAGCUUGCUUAAUAAAUUUCAUCAAUUAAUAUUACAAAUAUUAACAAAUUUGGAUAUUUUAAACGCGGAAAAUAUAAAUAAUAAAAAACAUUAACCUUUUUUUCUCGCCAGCAAGAGGAGAGUAAAGCUACUGCAAGUAUUGAAACCUGUAAAGAAUAUACCAAUAUUCAAGUUCAGGGCAUUAAAUCUGAAUUAAAUAAGUUGAAUAAAAAUUGCAAAUCCAAUAGUGACAGUAUAAACGCACAUUUUGAGGAUUUAAAUAGAAAAAUUGAAAGAAUUGAAAAUGAAAACAAAAUUUCUAUUGAAAAAUUAAAAUCGCAAUUAAAUUACAUUGAGGAAAUAGAAAAUAAAUCUGAUGCAAAGCUAGAAAGUCUUUUAAAUGAAAUUGAGAAAUCAAAGAAUUAUAACAAGGAUAUACAAGAUUGGCAAUUUCAUGCUAAUAAUGACAUCAAAAGUAUUAAAAAUGAAAUAGAGGAAUAUAAAUCUUAUACCGAAAAGCUUUUGGCUCAAAGCAAUGACUUAAAUAAGGGAUUGGGGGAUUGGAAAUGGCAAGUUGAUAAUAGCAUCGAAAAUAUACUAAAAAGCAACGAUACUAGCAAGAAUAAAAUAGCUGAGCUAGAGAGCAACAUAGAAUUAGCAGUUAAACAGUUAAAAGCAAUUGAGGAAGAAAUAGAAAAAUAUAAGUCUGAAAUUUUCAGACAAUCUGUUGUUCGCUCAAAUGAACCUAAAACCGAGUAUCAGAUAAUUGGCCAGACAGUGACUCUGCCAUCAAGACAAAAUAUAUUUUCUGAAGAUUAUCAAGAAGCUGAAAGGCAAAGACGGUCCUUAAAUACUCAGACUCAAACUCUACCGACAAGAUCUCUAAUUUAUAGCAAAUCAGGCUUGCCAAAUAUAGGAAAUACCUGCUAUAUGAAUUCUGUUAUACAAAUAUUAGCAAGUAUUUCUGAAUUUACAAAAUCAAUAAGCAGCAUUAGUAGCAAUAAAUUAUUACAGAGCCUGAAUUCAGUUAUAUCAUUAAUGAAUAGUAAUGCUUCAAAGAUAUCAAUAAUGCCACAUAUCAGUGAAUUUAAAGAUAUAAUUUCAAAAGAAUACUCGAUGGUAAUAUUUAUUUAGUACGCUGGAAGGUCUCCAAAUGAUUCAAAAGAGCUGUUUUUAAUCAUCUCAGAUAAAAUUGAAGAUGCAAAUCCUUUUAAAGUGGCUAAAACGCAAACUUUUACAUGCCCUUACAAGCAUAAAUCAUAUGUCGAAGAAUCUUCAAAUUUUAUAAUUAUUCCAAAAAAUUCCCAAAGCAAUAUAAGAGAAUUUUUAAACAAUAUUGUUGGAGAAAAGAAGUAUUUUAAUUGGGAAAAUCAGCUAAUGUGCGACAGAUGUGGAGAACUGAGAGAUAUAACUCUGGAAACUGAAAGAGUUGAUUGGCCUGAUAUUUUAACAAUUUAUAUGCCUGAUCACCAAGGUUUUAAUGAAAUACCAGAUGAGUUGCAGAUUAGUAAUGAAACUUAUCAAAUUUUUGGAGUAAUAUGCUAUUAUGGGUUUCAUUUCAUAGCAUUUACUAAGAAUAAUAGCGAAUGGGAGAAAUAUGAUGAUGAUAUAGUCAGCAAAAAUGACCCUGAUUGGCAUAAGCUCUAUCUUGCGUUUUACAAGAAGAAAAAAUACCAUUAA